AUGUCAUUGCAUGGCUACAGAACACCGAGAUCGAAGCCGAAAUGGUUCGCCUCGAACAAUGUGUCGCACACGUUCAUCGGUGCUUUACUCUCAGAGCAUCAAUCGAGGAUGAAGCAAAUGGAGGGCUUGGUAACCCAACUGCUCCUCAACUCGCAUACAACAGGGGUCUAUCCUUCUUCCCUUCUGGAUAACGCUAUGCCGAAUGGCAUUGAAUUCCAAUUCCUCCAUCUACAAGCCCAGAAGAUCGUCAUCAACCUUAACUAUAUAUCAGCCACCCAUACCUUCACAGAACUACCUGACAGCCGACCUGUUGAACUCGCAACCAUCGUCCAGGAGACACCCCCACCAAGCCCCAUGCGCACAGCCAUGAUCAAAGUCCUUCAACUUCAACAGCUGAUCCAACUAGAACCUGCCAGCCUUUCCGAUCGGGAAGGUGCUACGGAGUUACUGAGGAUUGGCAAACACCUGCGGGAUCUGGGUUUAAUGGAAGAUGCAGCGGCCAUCAACUCCUGCGCGACGGCCAUUUAUCGUGCGCUGAUGCAGGAAAACCCCGCCGUCUACAUGCCUUACGUCUUUUGGGGCUUGAUGAACUUUGCUCGUCUUCGUUAUGGGACACAGAUGGGACUCGAUGCAGUUGAAUCUGCAUAUCGCCUGCAAAAGGAUAUGACCCCCGCGUCGCGACAAGAGUCCUCAUCUCAACUCGCCUGGUCCAUGUGCCAUUACGCCGACCAUCUCCUUGUGAACGGUCACUGUGAGGAGUCCGUCGAACACGCGAAGGACGCGCUUGCAAUCCAGCGCAACGUGUCCGAGCACUACUCGGAAUACGACUCUUUGGUUGUUUGGGAGGCUUCUGGACAGGAACAUGCGGUGCUUUCGUCUACCUGCCUGGUCAUCAGGACGUUCAGUAUGGCUGUUCAGGAAGGGCUGUGUCUGUGUGCUUUCGCACAGAGUCUUGCCGCCGUGGGCCGCUACUCGGAAGCCUUUAUGGUUGGCACGGAGAUCAUCAGCUGCUUCACCGCCUUGGCCCAGUAUGAUCCUCGUUCGGCUGUCUUCCCCCGUUGGGUCCGUGCUGGUCUUGCGAACCGCUCAAGAUGGGUUUCGAUCAUCCGUCCACCUAGCCAACGUCCCUCAUUUAGUACGACUGCGGAUGAAGAGAACCUUGGGGCCCUAGACAGCACUGAGCAUCUGUGA
Pleurotus ostreatus (oyster mushroom) is the source of this 1191-nucleotide messenger RNA. RefSeq lists its product as uncharacterized. The record is from RefSeq and is a predicted model, not a curated record. Bases 1 to 1191 code for a protein of 396 amino acids. Lineage: Eukaryota; Fungi; Basidiomycota; Agaricomycetes; Agaricales; Pleurotaceae. The transcript is spliced from 3 exons.